Telopea speciosissima is the source of this 1051-nucleotide messenger RNA. Its product is annotated as 14-3-3 protein 7-like. Gene Ontology annotation, biological process: signal transduction. The transcript has 6 exons. Gene Ontology annotation, cellular component: cytoplasm. The record is from RefSeq and is a predicted model, not a curated record. Bases 73 to 858 code for a protein of 261 amino acids. NCBI's taxonomy places the organism in Eukaryota, Viridiplantae, Streptophyta, Magnoliopsida, Proteales, Proteaceae.
CAACAGUGAGACGCGAGAGACCAGAGAUCGGGUUUAGGAAUUUGGAGUUCGGACUUGGGAGUGGAGGAGGAGAUGGAGAAGGAGAGAGAAAGAUAUGUUUACAUGGCAAAGGUUGCAGAGCAAGCAGAGAGAUACGAUGAGAUGGUUGAAACAAUGAAGAAGGUUGCUAGAUUAGAAGUGGAACUGACACUGGAGGAGAGGAAUCUGUUGUCAGUUGGGUAUAAGAAUGUGAUUGGGGCGAGAAGGGCUUCAUGGAGGAUAUUAUCUUCGAUUGAGCAAAAGGAGGAGGCCAGAGGGAAUGAGAUAAAUGUGAAGAGGAUAAGAAAUUACAGGCAGAGGGUUGAGGAUGAGCUUUCAAGGAUCUGCAAUGACAUCUUAUCUGUUAUUGAUGAACACCUCCUUCCAUCCUCAUCAACUGGAGAAUCGAUGGUUUUCUACUAUAAGAUGAAGGGAGACUAUUGUCGAUAUUUGGCUGAAUUUAAAGCAGGGAGUAGUCGUAAAGAGGCUGCAGAUCAGUCACUUAAGGCCUAUCAAGCUGCUACUAGUACUGCUACAACAGAUCUGCCACCAACUCAUCCUAUCAGACUUGGCCUGGCCCUGAACUACUCAGUAUUUUAUUAUGAGAUAUUGAACUCCCCUGAAAGGGCAUGCCAUCUGGCUAAACAAGCAUUUGACGAUGCAAUUGCGGAACUUGAUACCCUUAACGAAGAAUCUUACAAGGACAGCACCCUUAUAAUACAGCUUCUUAGGGAUAAUCUCACACUGUGGACCUCAGAUUUGCCAGAUGAGGGAGAAAUAAUUGGGCCAGAAGGGCGAGUGAUUCUUCUGGGACUGUCAAGGGAGGAUGAAAUAAGAUAGCAGCAUUGAGACCCAUUACUAUCAGCACCAACUGGUGACUCCUGGCUUGUAUUAUGUGUAGCAGUGUGGUUUAAGAUUAUUGCCUUUUUUUUAAGACACAUUAAAUGCUCUAUGUAGUAAAGUGAAGUGGUUUGUUGGAUCAACAAUACUUAUUUAAAAUUAAAUUUAUUCUGGAUGAUAGUGAUUCUGUGAA